Oldenlandia corymbosa var. corymbosa is the source of this 3054-nucleotide messenger RNA. The record is from the annotation of a GenBank genome assembly. NCBI's taxonomy places the organism in Eukaryota, Viridiplantae, Streptophyta, Magnoliopsida, Gentianales, Rubiaceae.
AUUAUUAGUGAGAAUACGAAGCUCUUAAAAGACACUUGAGAAUCCGAUGCAUUCUGAAAAAAAUGAAAAGUCCUUCCUUGAUUGUUCCUAAUCCAAACACGUUCACAUAUGUCAUUUAUUUAUUCCUUAGGUAUGAAUUUUAAACUCAAAAUUUUCGAUUAAAAUAGUUUAACAAUAUACUAAGCUUUAAAAUAACAAAAAAAAAAAAAAAAAGGCCAAAAGGGGUGAUUUGAUAAUAUUAGGAGGAUUUUAGGGGGGAGGAGUAAAUAAGCAGUAGCAGACAAGUUUUCUGUUUUGGCCUUUGAAGUGAGACUGGUCUUUCUUUCUCUUCUGUGAGAGUACACUUCUUUGUGGUGGUGGUGUUGUCCGAAGAAGCCUGAAGAUUCUUCGACCCAGGUGCUAAAUCAGAGGAAUAACUUUGGUUCCUCCUGAAUGGAGAUAGUUAGGGCAGCCACUGAAACGGGCUUAUGAAUUUGGGGCAGGGUUCUAAUUACGGGUAAAUGUGUAUUGGCACGAUCAGAAAUUGGUCUUUUCAGUAAUUGGGUUUCUUUGUUUUUUCUAUUGAACAUUUUCUUAUCCUUUUGGUUGCAUUGCAAUUAGCGGUUACAUUAUGCAAGAUAUGUGUAAUAUUUUAGGGCCUCAGGUGCUCUUGUGAACUAGCCCCUUUGUUUCAUGCCAAAGUAUAAUUGCUGUAUGAAUUUGCUCCGAGUUCUUUUUUGUUAUUUUACUGUUAUAAAGCUCCAUGGAGUUAUUGAUUUUACUGCAGGGGAAGCCUAUCAGCAAACAAAUUAUUCAGCACCUUAAUCUGAACGAAUAUGAGUUUUACUGGACCUUCCGUGGGUGCAGGUUUGUUGCAUUCUUCUUAGCCCCCCAGAUUACUAUUUUAUUGUCUGAUUACUGGUAUUUUCAUUUUAGCUUGUACUUUCCUAAGAGAUUCCCUUGUAUCCACGAUCUUACCGGAUACAACAGUUUUUCCUCUUUCAUGGCCUAUCUCCCAACAACUUGUGGCAAACGUUUCGAGCUUGGUAGUUCACCAUACACUUUUUAAUAUUGGUUUUUAGUGUUAGAGCUUCAAUGUGUUUUCCUGUCUCGUUGUUGCGUUUGUUGUUGCCUGUCCAUGUGUGAAUAACUCUAAUGUGGAUGACUCUGCCAGGUAGUAGAACUUGUAGAAGGGCAUUUGAGUUUGGAAGGACUUAUGUUGUAAGGCCCAAAGGUAAACACCAGGCAACAAUAGUUUGGUUGCACGGUCUUGGCGAUAAUGGCUCUAGCUGGUCCACUCUGUUGGAGACACUUCCUCUUCCAAAUAUUAAAUGGAUCUGCCCCUCGGCUCCGCAGCAACCAAUUACUUUAUUUGGAGGUUUCCCUUCAACAGCUUGGUUUGAUGUAAAUGACCUUUCUGAGCAUGCUAAAGAUGACAUGGAGGGAUUGGAUUCCGCAGCAGCAUAUGUUGCAAGUUUGUUAGCUACUGAACCUCCAGAGAUCAAACUCGGUGUUGGGGGCUUCAGCAUGGGUGCAGCAACAGCUCUGUACUCUGCAACUUCUUUUGUUCAAGGAAAGUAUGAAAAUGGAAACCCAUAUCCUGUCAAUUUGAGUGCAGUUGUUGGACUAAGUGGAUGGCUCCCCUGUGCAAAGGUUCUAAGUAGCAAAAUUCAAGGUGUAGAUGGGGCUGCUAGUCGUGCUGCAUCCUUACCCAUUCUGCUUUGCCAUGGAAAAGGUGAUGACGUUGUACCUUUCAAAUUUGGUGAGAAAUCUUCACAGCAGUUGAUUGCGAACGGAUUUGGAGAUGUGACUUUCAAAUCCUACAAUGGGCUUGGCCAUUACACAAUCCCUGAGGAGAUGGAUGAAGUUUGUGCAUGGCUGACCACGAAACUGGGGCUGGACGGGAAGUAAAGCAUCAUCCUUGGGAACUUUAGUUUUGUGGAUGCUAAGUAAUAUCCAUUGUUACUUGUUCAUUAAAGUAUAAACCUCUGUGAAAAUACUCCAAAAUAGCCAUGAUUGUUUGGAAAUUAACCAUAAGGCCCGCCACUUGUUGUCUAUGAAUAUUUUUUGGGUCUUUAUAGCUCGGACUGUAGCUGGUAAGAGUUGAAGUAUCUGGCCGCAGUAUGAUGUAUUCCUGAGUAAUUUUAAAGACAUCAAACGUUGUAGAAGAUCAGAAUUAUCUUGCAUUCCCAAAUAAAUGCAAUAGAACUUAGCUCUUAUCUUGCGACCAUUCUCUUAAGCUCACAAUUCAUAGCUGGACUUUUCGAACGUCAAAUCCUUCAAAACUGUGAAUGCUUAUACCCAUGGAUACCUGCUACUUUUUCAUACUGCAGCAAUGUUGUGUAAUACGAGUACAUUUCUUACACAUUACCAAGUUAAAGAAACUUAGAAGUUUUAACAAAACAAUUACUCCGAUCCAUCGGAAGAAUAGGAAGUGACAAAAAGAAUAGUUGCUUCAACCCCUUUACCCAAACACAAAUUUACACAACUUAAAAUCGGAACUUCACUAACGAAUUUGUGACAACUUAAAACGGAACUUGGAACUGUGCAUCUUUGCAGUGGCCAGCACUUUUUCUUCUUCCAAGGCCUUCUGCUUGCUCUGCAAUCUUCAUAUACAAAUCUGAUAUACAAUUUUCCAAAACAAGGUCCCCGCUACAAAAUCCCAAGACAUCUAAACGGGGUUGCAACUAUUGCCGACGACGAGCAUGCAUCUUUUGAAUCCCAAAUUCUUCGACCAUGAGAAAAUAAGAAUAACGACCAAAAAAUAGGUUGAGAAAAAAUACACUGAAUCUAACAACAUUUCUUCGCCCGAGAAGUAAAGAUGUGACCCAUAGCAACUCCAAUACAAUUUCCUCAAGCAUCAGAUUCAAAUAUUGGUCCAGCUCUUGAAAUUUGAGAGGAGCAACAGUAAUUUUCAUCACACAACACAUCAUAUCACCUUGACAUCUCCUUUACAAAAGCUACUUCACCAUAUCCAGGUGGUGGUGACAUCAAAAGCUUAUCCUGAUCCCCAUCUUCACUCUCUGUUGGGUCAAGGGGUGAAGUACUGGCGACAGAGACGCUGCCAUCUUCUUC